Molecule: messenger RNA, 1264 nt
Organism: Erpetoichthys calabaricus (reedfish)
Lineage: Eukaryota; Metazoa; Chordata; Cladistia; Polypteriformes; Polypteridae
Gene: atg10
Product: ATG10 autophagy related 10 homolog (S. cerevisiae)
Exons: 8
Coding region: 244-927 (227 amino acids)
Biological process (GO): macroautophagy; protein lipidation; protein modification by small protein conjugation
Cellular component (GO): intracellular anatomical structure
Molecular function (GO): Atg12 transferase activity
Source: RefSeq, a predicted model, not a curated record
CACCCCAAUGUCGAGAGCUGCCUGCACAUCAAAUAGCCCCUUCAGCCGUGGAUGUUGCAAACCUAAGAUAUAACCGGUCUGUUGCUCGGUGAUGGUAGUGAUUGAUUCAGAACGUUACACGACCAGUAGCAGCAUAGUGAUGUCAGACAGGGUCAUGGGAAGCUACGGCCAAUUCUGGGAGCACUUAAUAGAAAGCAGGAACUAUUUUUGAACUUUGUGCUGGUCUACUGCAGUAUAGGACAGAUGGAUUAUGAUUCCUGUAAUACAGAUUUACACCUGGGGGAGAAGACAUUCCAGCUUUCUUGUCACAACUUUAUUCAACACUCAAAAGCUAUUGGAGAUGGCUGGGUAUGGGAGAGCAUUGAGGCUACUAAUGAAGGUUACAUGAAAAAAGUUCUUUUGAAAAUGAAAAAUGCUUUUGGUUAUACAAUUCCAGAACAACAAAAAAUUGUAAAUGAAAAAACAUAUAGACAGGAGUUUGAAGUUCAGGACACUAUGGAUUUAGAAGAGAUUGACAUAAGCAGCAUUGACCUCAGUGGACGAGAAAUGAUCAGAUUUGAAUACCAUGUUGUCUACUCAAGCAGCUAUCAAGUACCUGUUCUUUAUUUCAGAGCCUGUGAUAUAGAUGGACGGCCCCUUACUCUAGAGGAGAUUUGGCAAAGUGUUCAGGAGAACUAUAAGGAACGUUUAUUAGAAGGACCAUGGGAGACUAUUACUCAACAGGAGCAUCCACUACUUGGACAACCAUUUUUCAUUCUUCAUCCAUGCAGAACACAUGAACUAAUGACCCCUAUACUGAAGGGUGCAAGAGAGGAAAAACAAAGUGUGAACUACAUUACAGCCUGGUUAAGUAUGAUGGGUCCAGUUUUGGGAUUAAACUUACCAAUUAGUUACACCACAGCAACAUCUGCACAACAGUUGGACUGAUAAAAAAAAUCUACAAGACAUUUCCUGGAUAUGAAUUUGUACUGAAGGUAAAUCGGCAGUCCUCCUUAACAAGAAUAGGAAAGACAGUUUGGAAAUUUAAGGAGGCCGAGUCAGCAAUGUUAACAUUUUGUAAGAUAAUGAAAUUAUAUUCUUGUGCAACAUCUUUAUGCUAAAUAUUUCAGGCCAAAGGACAGUCAGUUUAUAAGCCUCGGUCCUUUUAUAAAAGGUUUUCUGUAAUAUGCUUUUUCUUUUUAAACAUUUUUUAAAGGACUGAACUUUAAAAUCAUAUUAGAAUAUGCAAAACACAAUUCAGAUACAAAUACAAUCAGUAUACCAU